GGCAGGGAAGCAGAGAGCGGGAGCCGCGGCAGCGGCUGGGAAGCGGGGAUCCGCUUCUCCGAAACCCUGGGGGCGAAGGUUACCCCGGCUGAAAGGGGUCUUGAGGUGAAGGGGAGAUUGAAUGUAGACGAAUUUUGGCAGUUUUGUUGAAAUAAUCAAGUGCCGAGGGCAAAUUUUAGGCAGAUAAGAUAGAGGGAUGGAUCCCGCUGUUUUGGAUGCCGGCUUGAAUUUUUUAUUUACUUUUCUGUUUUGACCACUGCUAAAUGUGGAUUUUGUGAGAGAACCCGAUGGCUCUUGUUCCAUUAUUCCUUGUUUGAACGUAAAUCUUAGUCCUGCUGCUUGUGGAUUUUUUUUUUAAUUUAUUUUUUAAAAGGACCUUUCCAAGUAGCUUUCACGUCUGACAAAAUGAAGCCUUUGUAUUUUUCGAUCAAUUAUACCUAAUAUUGACGUCCUGUUUGGUACAAGAGACUUAAAGUGCUGCCUCACUCAGAGGACCAUUAAAGACUUUCCCGGUCGCUACAUGUAGCUGAAUGUGUUACGACACAUCCUUUCUCCCCCCCAAAAUCUCCCGAAAGAUUUUUCCAAAAUGAAGAAAUUUAAUUUUCGCAAAGUUUUGGAUGGUUUAACUGCCUCAUCCCCCGGUGGAAGCAGUGGUGGUGGCAGUGGCAGUGGAAGUGGGGCUGGUGGUGGCUCCGUGCACCCAGGAGGGACUGCAGGAGCUGCAGGGACACCCAGAGAGGAGAUCCAGGAGACACUCACUUCAGAUUAUUUUCAAAUUUGUAAGACGGUUCGCCAUGGUUUCCCUUAUCUACCCACUGCCUUAGCUUUUGACCCAGUUCAGAAAAUUCUGGCAAUUGGAACAAGAACAGGAGCCAUACGAAUAUUGGGCAGGCCUGGUGUUGAUUGCUAUUGCCAACAUGAAAGUGGUGCUGCAGUUCUGCAGCUCCAGUUCUUAAUCAAUGAGGGUGCUUUGGUCAGUGCAUGUGCAGAUGAUGCACUUCAUUUGUGGAAUCUCCGACAGAAACGACCAGCUAUCCUACAUUCUCUGAAAUUUAACAGAGAAAGGAUUACUUACUGCCAUCUACCUUUCCAAAGUAAAUGGCUGUAUGUUGGAACAGAGAGGGGAAAUACACACAUUGUAAAUAUUGAGUCCUUCAUUCUUUCGGGAUAUGUUAUCAUGUGGAACAAGGCAAUAGAACUAUCCACAAAGACUCACCCUGGUCCAGUUGUACAUUUAAGUGACAGCCCAAGAGAUGAGGGAAAACUGUUGAUAGGCUAUGAAAAUGGGACUGUCGUGUUCUGGGACUUACGAUCUAAAAGAGCUGAUUUGAGAGCUUAUUAUGAUGAGGCUAUUCAUUCUGUUGCUUGGCAUCAUGAAGGGAAACAGUUCAUGUGCAGUCACUCUGAUGGCAGCUUGACCCUAUGGAAUCUGAAAAGUCCUAACAGACCAUUCCAGACCACAAUUCCACAUGGAAAAGUUCAAAGAGAUGGGAAAAAACCUGAAUCUUGUAAACCAAUUCUAAAAGUAGAGUACAAGACCUGUAAAAACAGUGAACCAUUUGUGAUAUUUUCUGGUGGACUGUCAUAUGAUAAGCCUUGUCGAAGACCCAGUUUAACAAUCAUGCAUGGGAAAGCAAUUACAGUUCUUGAAAUGGAUCACCCUAUAGUUGAUUUUUUAACUCUUUGUGAAACCCCAUAUCCAAAUGAAUUUCAAGAACCCUAUGCUGUAGUUGUGCUUUUGGAAAAAGAUCUCAUUGUUGUUGACCUGACACAAAGCAAUUUUCCAAUCUUUGAAAAUCCAUAUCCUAUUGACAUUCAUGAGUCACCUGUUACCUGCACUGAAUAUUUUGCGGACUGCCCUCCAGAUUUGAUUCCUGUACUCUAUUCUGUAGGAGCAAAACAUAAAAAGCAAGGAUACAGCAAUAAGGAAUGGCCUAUCAGUGGUGGAGCAUGGAAUCUUGGAGCUCAAACAUAUCCCGAAAUCAUUAUUACAGGCCAUGCAGAUGGAUCAGUAAAAUUUUGGGAUGCUUCUGCCAUUACUCUACAGAUGUUAUACAAAUUAAAAACAUCAAAGGUCUUUGAAAAACAGAAAGUGGGAGAAGGAAAAGCAACAGCUGAGAUUGUGGAAGAAGAUCCUUUUGCUGUUCAGAUGAUGUACUGGUGUCCUGAAAGCCGAAUUUUCUGUGUGGCAGGAGUUUCUGCAUAUGUGAUUGUUUACAGGUUCAGCAAACAUGAAGUAAAUACUGAAAUUGCAUCAUUAGAGGUACGACUUCAGUACGAAGUAGAAGAUAUCAUUACUCCUGAACCAGAAAUAAAUCCUCCAUUUCCAGAUGCCUCCUCCCAGCUUUCUUCUUUAAAGAGCCUUUCGGGCAGUACCAACACUGUAGGAUGUGAAGGAACAAUGAAGGAUAGUAUCCCAUGUCUUAGUGUUAAGACUCGACCUGUGCGAAUGCCUCCUGGAUACCAAGCAGAUCUUGUUAUUCAGUUGGUGUGGGUGGAUGGUGAGCCUCCACAACAGAUUACCAGUCUUGCUGUAAACUCUGCUUAUGGACUAGUGGCAUUUGGGAACUGCAAUGGUCUGGCUGUCGUGGACUUUAUGCAGAAGACAGUACUGCUGAGCAUGGGAACCCUUGACCUGUACGGAUCGAGUGAUCCAUACCAGCGGCAACCCCGUUCACCUCGCAAAAGCAGGCAGUUUGCUGCAGACAACUUUUGCAUGCGUGGCCUGUCUAACUUUUAUCCAGAUUUAACGAAACGGAUCCGUACUUCCUAUCAGAGCCUGACUGAACUCAGUGACAGUCCAGUUUCCCUGGAGCUAGAGCGUUGCAAGUCUCCCACUUCAGAUCACGUGAAUGGUCACUGUACGAGUCCAACAUCCCAGAGCUGCGGCUCAGGAAAGCGACUUUCCAGUGCAGACGUUUCAAGAGCAAACCGCCGAGGGCCUGGCAGGCCCCCCUUCAGAAAAGCCCAGUCUGCAGCCUGCAUGGAGAUUUCUCUCCCAGUCACCACAGAAGAAAAUAGGGAAAACUCCUUCAGCCGUUCCCGAAGCUCCAGCGUGUCCAGUAUCGACAGGGACUCAAAGGAGGCAAUUACAGCUUUGUACUUCAUGGAGUCCUUUGCCCGAAAGAACGACACUGCUGUCUCCCCCUGUCUCUGGGUUGGAACGGGCCUCGGUAUGGUUUUAAUCCUCUCCCUUAAUCUGCCUGCUAGCGACGACUUACGGCAGUCAGAGCCAGUCAUGGUGUCACCAAGUGGCACUGUUCUGACACUGAAAGGAGCCGUGCUGACCUUCGCGUGCUUGGACUGCAUGGGGACACUGACACAUCCACCGUAUGAAGUAUGGAGGGAUCCACACAGUGCUGAUGACGGUGAAAAAACAAGGAAAAGGAAACUUGUCAUGCAUUCCCCUUCCUCCUCCCAGGAUAUGGGUGAUCAUCAAUUUGCAGUCAUUUGUUCAGAAAAACAAGCCAAAGUCUUCUCAUUGCCUUCCCAAACAUGUCUUUAUGUCCACAACAUCACCGAAACGUCCUUUUUAUUGCGAGCAGAUGUGGUCACCCUCUGUAACAGCGUCUGUCUGGCGUGCUUUUGUGCCAAUGGGCACAUCAUGACACUGAGUUUGCCCAGUUUUCGCCCACUGCUGGACAUGAACUAUUUGCCUGUAACAGACAUGAGGAUAGCACGGACCUUUUGCUUCACUAAUGAAGGGCAGGCUUUGUAUCUCAGCUCUCCCACAGAGAUCCAGCGCCUGACAUACAGCCAGGAGAUGUGUGACAAUCUACAGGACAUGCUUGGGGAUUUGUUUACUCCUGUGGAAACACCUGAAGCCCAAAACAGAGGUUUUCUCAAAGGACUUUUUGGAGGAAGUGGACAAGCUUUUGACAGAGAGGAGCUUUUUGGCGAGGCUACGGCAGGAAAAGCCUCUCGCAGUCUCGCCCAGCACAUCCCUGGAUCAGGUGGGAUUGAAGGCGUGAGAGGAGCUGCGGGAGGAGUCAUUGGGGACUUGACUCGUGCACGCAUUGCCCUUGAUGAGAGAGGACAGAAACUGGGAGAGCUGGAUGAAAGGACUGCAAGCAUGAUGGCCAGCGCAGAGGCGUUUUCCAAACAUGCACACGAGGUGAUGCUGAAAUACAAGGACAAAAAGUGGUACCAGUUUUAGACUUUCAAAGAAGCUGCUUUUGGCUUUAUUAAGAACACUGUUCAGGGAAGCAACAUUAAUUCCCAAAUCUACCAGUCACUGGCCAAAGACAGCUUUUUUCUCCUAGAAGAUGUUUUCCUGUUACUAUUAUUGGAUUCAUCACAGUGGACGUCAAGGAGAAAUUUUACAGACCGUGAGAUGGAAGCUGGAAUCAUGAGAGUCUUAUUCCAACAGCUGGCUCAUGCAGUGGCCCAUUUUUUUCCAAAAGGAACUCAACCAUCACUGUGGCAUGUAGUUUUUCAGAAGCUGUAGGUAUGAGCUGUGGGGGGUGUGUCUGGUUAAAAAUAUUCUGUACAAACUCGAAUGUUAAUGCACUUAUAAAACUUUGCAUGACUAAUUGCCAUCU
Molecule: messenger RNA, 4541 nt
Organism: Manacus vitellinus (golden-collared manakin)
Lineage: Eukaryota; Metazoa; Chordata; Aves; Passeriformes; Pipridae
Gene: STXBP5L
Product: syntaxin binding protein 5 like
Exons: 27
Coding region: 587-4156 (1189 amino acids)
Biological process (GO): regulation of exocytosis; regulation of protein secretion
Cellular component (GO): cytoplasm; plasma membrane; SNARE complex
Molecular function (GO): myosin II binding; GTPase activator activity; syntaxin binding
Source: RefSeq, a predicted model, not a curated record